Molecule: messenger RNA, 723 nt
Organism: Ambispora gerdemannii
Lineage: Eukaryota; Fungi; Glomeromycota; Glomeromycetes; Archaeosporales; Ambisporaceae
Source: the annotation of a GenBank genome assembly
AUGAACGAAAAUGAAGAAGGAUGCCGCGUACACGUGAAAAGUCCUAAACGUGGAGACAGAUACGCACCCGGUGAUGAAAUGCUUGUUCAGUGGGAGCUUAUUGGCAAGGAGUGUCGAGUGAAUGUUAAUAAUAUAGCCGAAGUGCCUUUACAUAAAGUCGAUGCUUUUCUGUUUGCUAAUUUGACUAUCACUAAAAAGACUCCGAAUACAUCGGAAAAUAAUUUAAAUACCAAUAAUAAUAGUUUGGACAUGGAUAAUGAUACGAAUUGGCAAUGGAAUUAUCGCACUACACUCUAUCACAACACAAGCACAAAAAUCACAUCAUUCAAAUACCCAAUACAAAUAAUACUCUCGCCAAACAUUAGAAACUCGUCCUUGUUUUUCGUUGAUAUUGAACUCGGAUUCCUGUCUAAAAAAUCAUCAUCAAUAAAAACGAUCUGGGAUUAUGUUGGGCCAUUCACGAUAGUACCGAUUCCACCGCCUUCUCAGCAGGAAGACAAUAACACUAUUGCUGAUGCAUUGGCGAAUGGUUCUGGUGGUGGCUCUAAUAAUAAUGGAGACCAGAAAAAUGGUGGGAUGGAAGAACAAAAUCAUAAAGGACAGAGUAUGGCGAGUACAGCAGCAUUAUCUCUUAUUGAUGAUAAUAUGUUUGGUAGUGUCGCUUGCUCUUUCGUGUUGUGGGGUAUUUUUAGUUUUUUAUUCAAUUCAAAAAUUUAUCUUUAG